AUGAGAAUUCUACACAAAGAUGGCUUCUCAAGACAAGAUUUGGAAUUAAUUAAACCUGUUGUUAUUUGCAACACUAUUCAUUCAAUGCUUGCUAUUCUUCGAGCAAUGUUUCACCUCCAUAUAGACUAUGGCGACCCCGAACGAUUGAAAGAUAGUCAACUUGUUUUUGCUACAAUUCAUGCCAACAGGGAAGAAUUAACCGACGAAUUAGUUGACGCCAUGCAAAGGCUAUGGAAGGACGAAGGCGUCCAAGAAUAUGACUCCGCCAAGUAUUUCUUGGACAAUCUAGCAAGGCUAGGCGCCCACAACUAUUUGCCUACAGAACAAGAUUUGCUUAGAACGAGGAUAAAAACAAGUGGAAUUACUGAAGUGCUCUUUGAACUUAAAGGCCUUACCUUUAGAGUAAUUGAUGUUGGUGGACAACGGUCUGAACGGAAAAAGGUAUAAAACAGCUUUGGACUAAAAAUUUCCGGAUAAACAUUAAAACAAAAACAAACGUUAAAAACAUAAACACAUCGGAAAACAUUAAAAACACAUUUAAAUAUAACAUAUCCGGAAAAACAUGUAAAACAUUUUCAGAAAAACAUGCAAAUAUAAAAAACAAAGAGGAGAAACAUUCCG
This is a messenger RNA of Meloidogyne enterolobii, 621 nucleotides long. The record is from the annotation of a GenBank genome assembly. NCBI's taxonomy places the organism in Eukaryota, Metazoa, Nematoda, Chromadorea, Rhabditida, Meloidogynidae.